ACCUCUUUAGACACAGAUCCUUUGCCUCCAGAGUUUAAACUGUUGUCUUCCUUUGCUCGUAGUUUUUAAGAUUCUGUCUUCAGCUUAACUCGUUGGUCCCUUGGAUCCCACCAUAGCAAGGCUGGUCCUUUUUCUAGAAUAUUGGGUUGGGUACAAUAUAAGAACAGCAGCUGUGGAUAAUUUGGUGAAACAUUAGAAGGAAGACAAGAUGCCUUGGUUGAGUGUCUUGAUUGAUGUGUUUCGUAAAGUUGUGCGCUGGAAUUUAUACUGCAGAGUUAUUUUGUAAAGUUUACGUCUUUCACUUUACCUUAGUUUUUUUAUCAGCUUGCUGUUCUUUGCUCAGCCAUCCAUGGGAUCUACCCACUUUUUUAUCUUUUUCCGUGAUCAAUAUAGGAUUAGUUAGAAUAAAUACUACUCAUAAUUCAAGCUCCUUCUGCUGGUUUCUUGAUUUCAUACCAUUUCUUAAGUCAAGUUAGAUCAGUUCUUGGUCUUGUGGCUGGGUGGAUUCCGUUUGCUUUAUUAUUUGGGAAUUUGUUUCUGUUCACAUCUUAAAUUGAUAGUAAUCCAAGGGAAGAAAGUAGUUAUGGUGUGCCAAGCAGCAAGUCAAACGAGAUUUCGAGCAUUAAAAUAUGAAAACGGGAUUGCUGGAAAAUCAACAAUUGUAGUUAGAGUAAUUGCAUGCUUUCAACCAAUGGAGGAUUGCCAGGCUGAGUACUUUCGUCAUUUGCUUAAACCUGUCACGUAGAUCGAUUUCAUAUGUGUGUUAUAUCAUCUAGCGGGAAUUUUUAGUUUUUCUUUUCAAACUUUUGUUUGUCAAAGAAGCGUUAAAGAAUUGAAAAUACAAGAUUGAGCAUUGUUCA
Molecule: messenger RNA, 860 nt
Organism: Theobroma cacao (cacao)
Lineage: Eukaryota; Viridiplantae; Streptophyta; Magnoliopsida; Malvales; Malvaceae
Source: RefSeq, a predicted model, not a curated record